Molecule: messenger RNA, 1573 nt
Organism: Aspergillus novofumigatus IBT 16806
Lineage: Eukaryota; Fungi; Ascomycota; Eurotiomycetes; Eurotiales; Aspergillaceae
Exons: 4
Coding region: 212-1081 (289 amino acids)
Biological process (GO): membrane organization; endoplasmic reticulum tubular network organization
Cellular component (GO): endoplasmic reticulum; membrane
Source: RefSeq, a predicted model, not a curated record
CCAAGUCGCAACGUCUCCCCGCCCAGCCUCCCCCUCACAGUUUGUUGAAGGAUUAUCGAGCCAGCCAGCCUCAAUUAACUGAAUUUUGCCCUAAUACCGAAAAAAGUGUCUCUGCUAUUCCAUUGUCACUCCUCUUCACAGUAUCUUUCCGUCCUUCCUACUUCCUCCGCCUACGCAACACUUGAGACAACAGCUAUCCACACAAGCACUCAUGGCUCCUCCACCCCCCUCAAACUUGCCACUUCCUGAGAGGCUAAAGGCUCUCGUUCAAACAUUACAAUUUGCUUGGUUUGUUGGGCACGUGACGCUUCUCAUCUCGGUUUUCCGUUAUCUGUUGUCCUAUGUCACCUUCAACUACUACUCCUCUGCUGCACAGGUGACAUAUCGCCUGGCGUUUAUUGCGGCUGCCGGAACAUAUGGAAUUGUUGUGUACAAGGCACACAUCGCCCGAGGCCGUCUCCAGGGCAGCGUUCCCAGUAUUGCGUUGAAGCUCGCUGGAGACGAAAAUGUCCAGUACCUUGGAAUGGCUUUGGUGUGGCUCUACUCUCGCCAGAUCCCUCUGGCUCUGCUUCCCUUCAGCGUGUACUCCGUUUUCCACGUUGCCACCUAUACACGUGCCCACUUGAUUCCUACUCUGCAGCCUCCUAGCCAGGGCGCGACUGGCGUGGCCUCCCCGUCCUCCCCUGGCUCUCCCAAACCUGCUGCGAAGCAGUCUCCUUUGGCGGAUACCAUUGGAAGAUUUGUCAAACAAUAUUACGAUACCAGCAUGGAUCUUGUUGCCGGCCUCGAGAUGGCGCUCCUCUUCCGAUUGGUGGUCUCCCUACUCACCUUCUCCAAGGGCAGCGUCUUUCUCUUUAUCCUCUACCUGGCUUUCUUCCGCGCCAGAUAUUCCCAGAGCUCUUUCGUCCAGCAGGCUGUCCGUCAUUUCACCGCCAGAGUCGAUGCCUCCGUCUCUCACCAGAGCACUCCUCCCGCAGUUCGCCAGGGUUGGGAACAGUUCAAGAACGUUGUGCGCCGGGGAUACGAGACCACGGAUCUGAGCCGCUACACCGCCGGCGCCACUGCCAAGAAGCCUCAGUAGUCCAAAUUAUCCAAAAUGCUGGCUAUGUCUGUAAUGAAGAGCGGUCCCACGGAAAUCCUGUCAAGGUUCUCCUUCCAAGGAGUUCCUUGGGGGCGCUUGCAGAUAUCCGUUGCGUUCGCUGAUGAUUUUUUACGAAUAUAAAGACCAUUGGUCUGACGAUGAUCUGGCCUGGCCCGUGGUUCUGAAGAUAGGAGCUGGUGGUGAAAAUUAUGCGAGAGAAUGGCUGAAGUAUGCAUGGGGGAGCGGGCAUAGGACGUAGUCUCCUUUUGCUCUAUGUUUCUUGCAGAGAUACUGCUACGCUUGGAUGUGCGAGAUGCAAUGAGAUCUUCAAUGCAUCUUAUAUCGUCAUUCACCGUGCGAUUAUAUUGUUGAUUGUUGUUGGUCCUCUAUUAGCCAUUUGCACUGUCUUGGCUGUCACUUUUUUAAAUAAGCAUAUCAUGUCUGUUAACGGGCUUUCGAAAGUUCAAUAGUGACACUAAGGUUUCUUGAUAU